Molecule: messenger RNA, 854 nt
Organism: Sphaeramia orbicularis (orbiculate cardinalfish)
Lineage: Eukaryota; Metazoa; Chordata; Actinopteri; Kurtiformes; Apogonidae
Gene: fcf1
Product: FCF1 rRNA-processing protein
Exons: 8
Coding region: 112-705 (197 amino acids)
Cellular component (GO): small-subunit processome
Source: RefSeq, a predicted model, not a curated record
AUGCGCAGAAAAUCUGUCGAGUGUUGAUUACAUCACAAAUAUUUGCACUGGUACACGAGGAGUAGAUGAGCAGACCAGUGUCGCUGCUAAGUCUUGUCCAAAGUUAAAAUUAUGGGGAAGCAGAAAACAAAGAAGUUUGCUGCAAUGAAGAGAAUGAUCAAUCUAAGAGAUCAAAGAAUUAAAGAAAAAGACCGUGCAAAAGCAAAGGAAAAGAAGAAGAAAGAUCCUUCAGAACUUAAAGAGAGAGAAGUGCCAAAGUACCCUUCAUGCCUGUUCUUCCAGUACAAUACUCAGCUUGGUCCACCAUAUCACAUUUUAGUUGAUACCAAUUUUAUCAACUUCUCCAUUAAGGCCAAACUGGAUAUUGUGCAGUCAAUGAUGGAUUGCCUAUAUGCCAAAUGUAUCCCAUAUAUCACUGACUGUGUGAUGGCUGAGAUUGAAAAGCUGGGGAUGAAGUACAGAGUUGCACUCAGGAUAGCAAAAGACCCACGGUUUGAGCGCCUGCCUUGCUCACACAAGGGAACAUACGCUGAUGACUGUCUAGUGCAAAGAGUAACACAGCACAAGUGCUACAUCUUGGCAACUGUGGACAGAGAUCUAAAGAGGAGGAUCAGGAAAAUACCCGGUGUACCCAUCAUGUACAUCUCAAACCACAGGUACAACAUUGAACGGAUGCCUGAUGACUACGGUGCACCAAGAUUUUAAUAUUUCUGCAACUCAGCCGGACCUGUAAAUAGACUGAUUGUUCUGUUAAAUAUUAUAUUCUUUGCAUAUUCACUUUUUAAUUUUGCUGUUCUGGUUGAAGGUUUUGUCACAUUUUCUGCUUUGAAUUGAAUAAAGGAAUUAUGGCAGUG